Molecule: messenger RNA, 4316 nt
Organism: Cuscuta epithymum
Lineage: Eukaryota; Viridiplantae; Streptophyta; Magnoliopsida; Solanales; Convolvulaceae
Source: the annotation of a GenBank genome assembly
AGGCCACAGCUUCUUUUCUGUGUUAUACACCCCCUUUCCUCGCUCCGUCCACUCACAGUCUCACGGCGGCCGGCGCAUCUCUCUUCUCUUCCCUCUUGCCUCUCACUCUCUCAGCUUGCCUCUAUUCGGUUUCGAUUCUUUGUAUUUCAUCCCAAUCGUCCAGUCGUUGCAGCGGUCUUCCUGCUUCAGGCUUUCAGCCGUUCAAUAUGGGCUCUUCAAAUUUAUCAGACGGCUCUUUAUUUGUUUCCAUGGGUUUCUUCAUUACCUGGCACUUCCAAUUAUAUUGGCUUUGGCUUGGUUUCAAGUUUAUGGUUGAGCUAGAGUACAACGGAAUGCUUUGUGCACCACGAUUUCUCUGUAUAAUAACAUUCGUAAGAUACCUAUCUGCCAAAAUUUUAUCUUGUUCAUCAAAAUCAGAUUGGCUCGCAGAUCAUUAGACUGAGACGUGUGUGCUUCUAAAGCAUAUGCGUCCAAGUCGAUGUAUUUGAUCAAGAUGUAGGAAUGUAUGAUAUGACAAUGCAGCUCAAUUCGUCUAGCAAAAAUGCCAAUGUCCAUCUGCCACAAAACACUUCAAAGUGCCAGAUAACAGGUAUGGCUUCACAUGGGUUCUUAACGGUAGAACAAAUAUUCAACCUUGCGAAGAUGCAACUCAAUUCGUCUUACGUCUCAAAUGCCAAUGUCCGCCUGCCACAAAACACUUUCAAAGUGCCAGAUAACAGGUAUGGCUUCACAUAGGUUCUUAAUUGUAGAACAACUAUUCAACUUUGCGAAGAUGCAAAUGAAGUUGAAGGUUUUGAGGAUAGAAGGGUCUCGAGAUUUAGUGAGCUAUAUCAACACAUGAAAACUGGCCAGGAAAUAUGUAAGCAACAUUACCUAUAUACUCAAAGAUCACUCACUCACACUGAACACAUUGAAAUAUUUAUUACAAGGUUAAAAAUCCUUACUUGACAUGUUAUAAAAAAUAGUAUAUGCAAGUUUAUUUAUAUGAGUGCUUGAAAGUGCGAUUAACUUUAAGAACAAGAUUAAUGAUAGGUCAUACUCACUCUUCAUCAACGACAAUAAAAUCUUUAAUUGAAUGGUCACCUCUUGAAGUCUUUUGAGUUUCUUUUGGAAGUUUAUCAAUCACAACAACGACUAAAGGCCAGUACAACUACACUUUGACACUUUGGGAUAAACUGGCACUAACUAGUGGAUUCGAAAUCUUUGACGAACUAAAGGAAAAAAGGAAUAUCUUUAACCUCAAAGUCUCAUUCAACCAUCACUCUCAAUUCUGAUGUACCUCGGGUUGCAGAAUUGAAGCAAUGGGUUAUUGACAACAAAUUCACCCUUGAUGCCGUAAAGGUUGGUCGAGAGUACUUGAAUGUUGCAGUCCAUCUUGCCAAUCCUGAUGAAACACUUACUACAAUAGCUAAAGUCCUUACUAUCAUUCCUCAAGUAUGUUACUAAUAAAUCAUUCUUUCAUUCCAAUGCCUGCCUCACAUGUUUUUUUAAAAUAACCAUUUAUACUGUAAAAAACAUUGACAAGAUAUGAGAUAACUCACAAAAAAAUAUUUAUACCAAAAUAUAAAUUACUUUUAAUCCUUUACAAGUUUGCGUGAUUUACGCAUUCUACUUUGUGUAAACCAUAAACACUAACAGGCAACCCCUAUUUGGAUCAAAGGGACAAUCACUUUGGUUUUAGAAACAACAGCCUCUGGUAUGUUGCUUGUAGCCAUUGUUCAAAAAAAAAAUCGCAGCUUGUGAUGCAUUAUUUCACCGCAUGAAAUGCGAUCAAAAUAAUGCUUAUGGCGUCCCAAGGUCUAUAUGAUGUCUUCGCCACAAGAAAAUGCAGAGAUUAUUGAAGCAAUUUCAAGUGGUGCUAAUCAUGAUAUGGAAUCUGGUUCACAAAUACCAACUGAUUCAAGUCAACAAGAAGUCAACAAUGACCAAACAAAUGAGGGUAAUCAAGGCAGUUCUAUUAUUCACAUUCACAGGAAAAGGAAGAAGACAUCAGAUGUUUGGGAUGACUUUGAACUUAUCGAGAUUAGCAAAGGAGUGGCAAGUUUGCCUACUCUGGGAAGGGAGCUAGCACAUGCCACUUGAAGAGACACAAGGAUAUUUGCUUGAAAAUGAGUUUAUACUUAGCCAAACAAAAGAAGCAAUGCAUCAUUCCAUUUCAGUUCUCUGCUACAGCAGUCAAUCCAUUUUUGACACUAGGCAUUAGAUAUUCAAAUGAGAAGAUGAGAGAAAUCAUUGCGACAACAAUCAUGGUACAUGAGCACCCUUUUAACAUUGUUGAGGAUGAAGUUUGGAUGUGGGACUUCCAAUUUGCGAAUCCUGAAUUUUGCAAGGUAUGUCGCAAAACGGCUAGAAGUGAUUGUAUUAAAAUUUAUGAAGCAGAGAAGAAAGUCUUAAAAACUUUGUUAACAUCUCUGAGCAAGAUUUCCUUGACUACUGAUAUGUGGAGAUCAACUCAUCAAGUAGCUGAGUAAAUUGAACAUUUUAUUGAUGCUGGGUGGAAUCUUCAAAAGAGGGUUUUGAGUUUUGUUAAAGUUCCUGCUCCUCGGCGUGGUGUGGAUGUGGCAGAUGCUAUAUUCAAAUGUCUUAAAGUUUCGGGGAUUGAAGAAAAGGUAUUUUCUGCAUCAAUUGAUAAUGCUAAGUACAACGAUUCUUGCGUGAAGAACCUUAAGGAUGACUUAUUGCUCGAUAAUAAGUUAGUCCUUAACGGUAAGUUGUUUCAUGUAAGAUGUUGCCCUCAUAUUCUAAAUUCUAAAUUUACUGGUCCAAGUUGGACUCGGUAAGAUAAGAGAUACCAUUCAUAAUAUUCGAGAAUAUUUGAGAGAGUGUGAAGUAUAUUAAUUACAAUGAUUCAAGAUUGAAAUCAUUUUUUGAUAUUGUGUUGCAAAACCAUUUGAAAGAAAGAAUGAUCAUCCUUGAUUGCCCGACAAGGUGGAAUUCAACUUUUAAGAUGUUAGCCUGUGCUUUAAGAUUCAAGAUUGUGUUCCCUGCUUACAAGGAAAGAGAACCACAUUAUAAUAAUGAUCCAUCUCUCGAGGAAUGGCGUAAGGUUUAGAAGUGAUUAUCCAACUGCCAAUUUGUACUUACCUGAGGUUUGGAGGGUUAAACACAUUCAUGAGGCAGAAGAUGCAGACGUAUUCAUGAGAGAAACGACAACUGCAAUGAAAGAAAAAUUUGAUAAAUAUUGUGGAGAAUGCAAUCUAUUGAUGUCCAUUUCAAGUGUCUUGGAUCCCAGGUGCAAGUUUCAUGUUGUCAAUUACUCUCUCCGUCCCAUAAAAUAGUUCCCGCAUUGACUUGGAUCGGAGUUUAAGAAAGUUAGAAUAAAGUGGAAAUGUAUGGUUGUGGUUAAGUAAGAAAAAGGUAAAUGAAUAUGAGCCACAUAAAACUUUCCAAAAGGGGAAAUGUGAACUAUUUUUUGGGACAGCCCAAAAAGGAAAUCGAGAACUAUUUUGCGGGACGAAGGGAGUAUUGUUUUCCUUUGAUUUAUAAAACUGAAACUGUGGCUAAAAAGAACAUGGAAAUGGUUAUGACUCAUUGGAGUCUCUUUACAAAGAAUAUGUUGAAUUAAGCAACCAAGAUGAGAUUGCUAAUGGUGAAACUGAGACUAGUGUCAACAUAUCUUCAUCCAAUGUGCAAUGUUCUGGAUCAGGCACUGGCUUUGAGCAAAUUAUGCGCACUGUUCGCGAAAAGCAAGCAAUACCACCGACGAAAUCUGAGCUCGAAGUGUAUCUUAAGGGCAAUCUAUUUAACCAUGAUACUCAUUCUAACUCUUUUUGUGCUAUGGAGUGGUGGGAAAAUAAUAGUAUGAAGUAUAAGGUUUUGUCAAAGAUGGUUGCGGAUAUUCUAGUUAUUCCAAUCACGACAGUUGCAUCAGAGACUACAUUUAAUGCAGGAGGAAGAGUAAUUGAUGAAUAUCUUUCAAGGCUAAUAUUUGAAUUUGAAUUGUUGAUGAUUUUGGAAACUAAUAUUUGUGUUAUUAUUUGCGGUUUGUAUUUUUGAUUAAUUUUUAGUGGGGAUUGGCUUCACAAAAAGUAUAAUUUGAGAAGAUAUCCUCAAUGGGGAUUGGGGAAGUAGAAAAGUGGAGGAUAGUGGAGGAUAAUUUGAUAGAGUUUAUAUCAUCUUUAUUACUCCGUAUAAAAUUGGAGUAGCUUUUAUUUUUGGAGGAAAAGACUUGCAUUUUAAAUUGGAAGACAGCUACAUUGACCAAAGUCUAAAGCUUUGUUUACCAAAAAGAGUCUAAAGGCUUUUGCGUACGACUAUUUGGCAAUACAUCGCACCAAAUACAUUACUACUUUUUAUAUGAAAUGCUUUUCCGGUUU